Molecule: messenger RNA, 1884 nt
Organism: Alternaria rosae
Lineage: Eukaryota; Fungi; Ascomycota; Dothideomycetes; Pleosporales; Pleosporaceae
Exons: 5
Coding region: 274-1614 (446 amino acids)
Source: RefSeq, a predicted model, not a curated record
CACAUGGUCAAUCGUGAUUCUUGAACACAGCCUCUACUUGAUCACUUUCUCUCGAAGCCCCGCCGCCGUUUGCAGCUGCCCCGCAUCCAGUUACGUCUAUCCGCAGUAGCAGCAACUUCAGCUCAGAGCUUCUUCCACCCGCCGUAGUCACCACACCCGCUCCUGCCGUCACUGUAGCCUCCACCCUCAGCUGCGCAAGCUCGGACUGAGCUUCCCCGUCCCUGCGCCUCGCUUUCCACGUGCCAUUGCUUCGUCGCGAAGCUCCUGCCAUUGAUGCUCGCAGCCAUGCCUCCGUCGCGCGCAGCACCGCUGACGAGCUCCUUCUCCGUCAGCGAUGAGAACAAUGUCGUAGUGUGCCCGCUGCGAAACCACGACAGCUCAGCCUGUCGCAAGCGCUGCACCGGGGAGAAGCGUUUUCGGUCCAUGCAGGAGCACAUCCGCCGCGCCCAUCCUGAGCAUUACAUCUCCAAGUUGCCGGCGACUGAGGAGAGCUUCAUGCUUAUGGUCAACACACCACCGCAAGAAAGACCCCCACCUCCACCUGCGACGACCUCAGCACCGCCCCAGCAGACGUACGACUAUGGCGGAAGCGAACACAACUCCUUCUUCGAGACCGACUUCGGGACGAAUCAUCUUCGCACAUCGGACGAAAUGCGCCGGCCGUCACUCUUACCCGCCGCGACUGCAGCGGCUGCCCUGGCCUCGUUACACAACCAUCGUGCCGAGUACGACUGGGACUCAGAUCCGGAUGCAGCAUCCGAUCCCGAUUCAAAGAACUACAGGCCUCGCGCACGAUUUGCUCCGACCACCAUAGAACAACACAUCAACGCCGAAGAACCUUACUAUACUUCUACUUCCAUACAGCAAGAGCUGCUCCCUUCCUCCCUCGCCCGAUCGCCUCCCGGGCGCUCCUCCACCCUCCCUCCCGGCGCUCACUCUCUCAAACCGAACAGACCCCGCAAGUCAUCCGUAGGACAGAAUGCUCGCAAGGGCAAACACGAGCGGCAGAAGUCCAAGGACUAUUCGCGCAGGCUGAGCUACGACAGGAAGGCAUACUCGGCUGAGCCGGCAACCGCUGCGGCCAUUAUGGGUAAACGGUGGGAAGACUUGAUUGAUGCUGCUGCUUCAGCCACAGAAGAGGAUAGUCGAGAUCUCACGCCGGUGCCACAGUCGCCAAACCAAUCUCCUCACAUGAUGAACAACAGAACCUCUCUGCCUCCCUUCAACUUUGCUUCACAACUUCAGUCAUACACGGCAUCACCUUUGAACAACGCUCUGACGCCUCCACCUCCGGAUAUGUCGGACCUUCAGCCUUUCCCUUCCGUCGAGUCUUCCAUUGAAUCAGCCAUGUCCGGCCAAAACUUCCACAUGCAUUCCCAAGGUCUAUCCGAUUCUUCUCCUAGCUCUCUUUUCCCUGUCCAGAUCUACUGCGCUGCAUGUCGGAAAUUGUCGAUAUUGCGCGACAGCUAUGCAUGCUCAGAAUGCAUUUGCGGUCUGUGUCAAGAGUGCGUAGAUGUACUUGUCAGUGAGCACAACCGCGGCCGUGCGCCGACAUGUCCGCGGUGCAGCACUAUUGGAGCCAAGUUCAAACCCUUCCAGCUGGAUAUAAGAUGAAGCAAGGUUAACCAUGGCGUUUUGGGUAUUACAUCAUAAACUGGCGUUUGUUUUUGCGUACCCCAUACUUUCCCUCGGCCUCGUGCCUAUUUCCGGCUUGCUAGCUCCACGAGCCACAUGGGCGUUCACACGGUCUGUUUUGCGUGGCCUGUUCGGAAAAGACUGCUCGAAAAGCAAGUCGGAGUUUUGAUUUGGGUGUUACGAGGGACUCAACCGGGCCUCCUUCCCUCACAAAGAGAUCGCAGAGAUAGACUCGCCUGCGAAUACAAU